UGCUGAUGUUAUUUUGUUGCAGGGUGGAGAGAAGAGUGAACUUAGGGGAAACCAUGGCUCAAAGUGGCUGCGCAAGAGGAUGAUCUGUGCCAUAAAAUUAGAAGCUGAACGUCAGGUGCAGGAGCUUGAAGUGAUCCUGCUGGAGCAUCAUGCGCAGCAGCGGGCCAUGUAUCAGAGGGAGCUGCAGGAAUUCGAGAACAGCGCCGAGUUGAAGACAUUCAUCAUGCACCACCAGCAGCAGCAACAAAAGACAGAAGAGAAGCAGCAGCCAGAGGUCAACUCGAACAAUGGGGAUCUGCAGCCUAUAUGUUAUGACAAGAAUGUUGAGAACGAGGUGCAGGAGAUAGAGAAAGUAGGGGAAGAGGAUGGCAUGAAGAGAAAACGAGGGGGUAGGAAGAAACGUAAGAACAAGAAGAAAGUUCUGGAGGAGAUAGAGAAACAAGAGGUGCCUAAGAGAGAGGGUAUUGCCGGAGAGCUCAAGCAGGAAGAGGUGGAGUUAGGGACAAUUGAAGUGCAGAUCAUUGAGGCGGUGGCCAUGGAGGAUGGGAUGAAUGAGGUAGAGGCGAAUAAGGUAGAGGUGUUUGAAGGAGAUGGCAGGCAGGGAUUUGCUAAAGGGGUAGAGCCAAGUGAGGUAGAUGGGAAUGAAGGAAUGGCCAAACAGGAAGUUGCAAAGAAAGUUCAGAAUGUUGUGGAGACAAAGAAAGAUGUAGAGCAUAGCAUUCAGAGGAAACGUAGGAAUAGAAAGCUACAUAGGACCGAGACGAAAGUUCGACAAUUGGAAGAGAUGAACGAAAACGAGGAGGCUAAGGGAGAGGAGAAUGAUGCGGAGCCCAAGAAAGAAGUGGAAAAAGAGGUAGAGGAGAAUGAUGUAGAGGUGGUGGUGAUUGAGCUAGAUGAAUUGGCCAAGCAGGAAUUGGCAAAAGAGGUCGAGUCAAAUGAGGUAGAUUGCAAUGAGGGAAUGGCCAAACAUGAAGUAGCAAAGGAAGUUGAGAAUGUUAUGGAGACAAAGAAAGAGGGAGAGAAUGGUGUUCAGAGGAAACGUAGGAACAGGAAGCUACGUAGGACCGAGACGAAAGUUCGGGAAGUGGAAGAGAUAAAGGGAAACGAGGUGGCUAAGGGAGAAGGGAAUGAUGCAGAGCCCAAUCAGGAUGUGGUUGAGGUAGAGGUUAUUGACGUCGAGGUGAUUGUGGCAGUAGCCAAGCAGGAAGUAGUUGAAGUAGGGACGAUCGAGGUAGAGAUGACCGAGGCAGUGGCCAUCGAGGGUGUGGUAAAGGAGGUAGAGGCGAAUGAGGUAGAGGUGAUUAAGAUGGAAUUGAAGGAGGUAGUGGCUAUUGAAGUAGAGGAGAAUGAGGUGAUUGAGGUAGAGGUGAAUGAUAUAGAGGCAAUAGAGGUAGAGGCAAAAGAGGUAGGGGCUAUUGCGUUAGAGGAAAAUGAGGUGGAGCUGAAGGAGGUAGAGACAAUUGAAGGCGAUACAAAGCAGGAAGUGGUGAAUGAGGGAGGGAGAUGUGAGCAACCUUGGAGGGCGGAGAGAGGUCAGGAAGAGCAGAAGAAGAAUGAGAUCAAGCACAUCGCAUCUCCUAAUGGGGAGAGAAAGAAGAGUUUCUGGCGAUGGGAAAUUCAGAGCUUCUUGUGCUGCACAUCGCAACUGGAGAAAGAUGAGGAAGAGGAGGAUGAACAACGAGGAGGAGACAGAGGACAGGAGCACCAAGACCAGGAGCUGAGAAAUAAGAAGCAAGAAAAGUGGUGGAGAAUGUGCCGAUGGAGAAACUGGCAUGUUCUCCCAAAGACACUGAGACGUGGAAGCUCAGCUUGAUACUCACACACACAUGGACACUUUGUACAUAUCUAUGUAUAUAUAUCUUUAUCUUUCCUUUAAAAUAUUUUUUUUGUCUGUAUGUGUGUGUGGACAUAUUUUGUGAAGCUUUUAACUGACAAGCUGCUGGGUUUAUGUUUCAACAAACUACACACGUACAUUUUUUUCGA
Lethenteron reissneri (Far Eastern brook lamprey) is the source of this 1983-nucleotide messenger RNA. RefSeq names its product probable inactive protein kinase DDB_G0270444. The record is from RefSeq and is a predicted model, not a curated record. Lineage: Eukaryota; Metazoa; Chordata; Hyperoartia; Petromyzontiformes; Petromyzontidae.